GUUCUCCGUAGUCAGCUGUUGUCGAGCUUCACAAUGAAAAUACAAUUGUGUGCUGUGAUCGUCUGCCUGACACUCGGUCACGUCUCGUCAUUCCCGCACGGAGCACCGGGGACUUCAUGUAUUCGUGAACCUACGGGGCAUGGUGCACCUAAAAAAGCUGGUGAUAACGGUUUUCGUGUUAGGGUGGAGAGUGACCCUGACACCUAUAUACCAAAUGAAGUUUACACAGUAUCGUUGACCAGCACCAAUCCUACUGCCUAUCUGGGAUUCAUGUUGGUGGCAUUACAAGCAUCAAACGAAUAUGAAGCGGCCGGCAACUUUGAGUUGAUUGAUUAUAAUAUAUCUCGUUUUACUGAAAACUGUCCAUUCGCAUUGACGCAUACUUCGAGUCUUCCAAAAAUGUCAGUGUCAUUCACCUGGACAGCGCCGCCAAGAAACACUGGAUGUGUGAAUUUUAGGGCAACCGUUGUACAACAUAAACAGGUAUGGUUCAAAGAUGAUGGGGCACUGACUUUGACCCUCUGUGAAGCAGCUGAAGACUAUAUUCCAGAGAGUUUUCAGCGAGAAAUUACGGAUUGUUGUGCAUGUGGAUCUGCUAAAUAUAGAGUUACAUUUAUAGGACAGUGGACACGUUCUACACACACUAAAGACUAUCCUGCUGGUCAUGGUAAUCACUGGUCAUCUCUGACUGGCUGCUCUCAUAGCAAGGACUAUAUAGUCUUUGAGUAUGGAGGUUAUGCUUCUGAAGGCAUUCGCAGAGUAGCAGAGUGGGGAUCAAGCAGCGUAUUAGAACAGGAAAUGAAGUCACAGGGUCAAAAUAUUCGAACUGUUAUCAGACGUCCGGGAUUAUGGCCAGCUAUUGGUAAUAUGUCUAGCCUAUUUAGUGCAGACCAGGAACGACAUCUGUUAACUGUGUUGACCAUGUUAGGUCCUAGUCCAGAUUGGUGUGCUGGUGUUAGUGCUGUUGACCUUUGCACUCAAGACUGUGGUUGGGUUAAUAGACUAGAAUUGGCACUCUAUCCAUGGGAUGCAGGAACAGACAGUGGAAUCACAUAUAUGUCAGCAAAUUCACAAACAGUUCCACAAGAGAAGAUUCGACCAUUGUCAAGUUCAUAUCCUAACAACCCAGCCUCACCAUUCUAUGACAUUACUGGUAGACCUAUAAAAAGAGUUGCCACUCUCAUUAUAGAGUUGAUGGACACCAAAGGAGAUCAGUGUCUGAAAGAUGGUGUGGAGGAAGAGGUCAAUAUUGUGUAUGAAAAUGAUUAUAAUUUGCAGUUUAGUGUGGAUGACAACAGUACACCGCCCCCUAGAGUUGAACAACACAUGGGUGCAAAGAAAAGACCCAAAGGUAAAAAACCUAUGCCUCCAUUUAUAGAGCAGCCAAAGAAAGACAUGGAAUCAUUACCAACUAUGAUGCCAAAGAAAGACAUGCCAUUACCUACCAUGAUGCCAAAGAAAGAAAUGCCACAGCCACCAAUCGAAGAUGAGGUUAUGGAAGUCACGCCCAUGAUGAAGAAAUUCCCUCCAGAAAUGCCUGAUAAAGAUAUGCCUAUAGACUGCAUGAUGAGUGAAUGGCAGGAGUGGUCUGAAUGUACAAAGACAUGUGGUAAACAUGGUAAAACUAUAAGAACCAGAAUGAUUAAAGUAAGACCUGCCAAUGGUGGCAGAAAAUGUGGAAGGAAGAAGCAGAAACAGAAAUGUAAUACAGAUAUUCGUUGUCCUGUUGACUGUACACUGGGAGAGUGGGGAUCUUGGUCUGCAUGUGUGAAUUCUUGUCAACAAGAUGGAUUACAAGUAAGGAUGAGACCUGUAGUGAAACGAGCAAAGCAUGGUGGGAAGGAAUGCGAUGAAACUGAGCAACAAAGGGUACUACAGUAAUUGUGUAUUCACUGGAAGCUUAUUAUUCAUUUGCUAAGUUUUCUCAGAUAAUUUUUUUUUCUUGCCUCAUCACAUGAUUUUAUUAAAUGAAGGGGAAACAGUUUUUUUUUCUUCCAAUUUUUUCCACACUUGGAUAUUUUGUUAAUUUGUUUGGGCUUUUGGCCAUUUUUAAUUUGGGGCAUUUGUUGUUUGUAUAUUUUUCAAGAUAUGAAUGAAAUUUCAUCCUUUUUAUUAUGGUUACAUUAACUCAAACAAAUUUUUAUCUGAUCAUCUUCAAACUAUGAAAUAAUGAAAUGUCCUCCAAGUUCAAUCUUAGUUUGACUAGUAUGUAUAAUUAUUGUACAUCUGUCACCAUAAUGCCAUAAGUUACAGCGUGCCGCAAUUUCACGGGGUAUUUUCCUCCUAUUAUAUAAGGAAAAGCGAAUUCCAAAUAUGGAAUGAUUACGCACAUAAGCGUCCUCAGAUAAUAAAAACAAACAUGGCUGCCAUUGGGGUUUGACCGGACUCCACAUAAAGAGUAUAGUACUACGCUGAUUCUGUUCUAAACUUUUUGGAUUUCGGCAUUCCCAUGAUGUAUCCUUGGAAGGAAAAGAUGUAUAAUAAUAAGGUUAUUACGAGAUUACCUCAAAGUAUGCACUCAGACAGUACGCUGCGCAUCGACCUCCACUGCCCGUUGGUUGAUACUCCAGCUGUACUGUCUUCGUGCAUACUUUGAGGUAUCUUCGUAAUAACCUCAUAUUAAUAUACAUCUGUCACUGUAACACCAUAAGUUACAGCGUGUCAUAAUUUUGCGGUAUUUCAUUCUACAGUAUUAGGAAAUGCGAAUUCCAAAUAAGGAAUGAAUAUGUGCGUAAGCGUCCUCUAAUAAUAAAAACAAACAUGGCACUUUGAUCAGAAGGAAAAGAUGUAUAAUAAUAAAGUUAUUAUGAAGAUAUUGAAAAGCAUGAACUCAGACAGUACACAGUCGCAUCCACCUCCGCUGUGCAUCGGCCGAUACUCCUGCUGUACUGUCUUCAUGCAUACUUUUCGGUAUCCUCGUAAUAACCUCAAAAUAUCAACUCAACGUUAACACCAGACUAUAUGAGAAUCGUGGAGACUGAUGUACAAUCUGUGAACAGUUGGAUCAUGUAAUUGUACAUGCAACCUGCUACAUUCACAGAAUAACCAACAUAUUAAUUGCCUAAUUUGCAUAGUUAUUGAUUUUUAAUUGACAUAACAAGCGUUGGUAGGAUUGUACAGGGUUACAAGUGAAUGAAUUACCUGCAACAAUCAGAAGCUAUGUCAUCAAAAUCAAUACAAUUAACAACAACAGCAAAACACAUUUUCAAUGAAAUAAAAAUAUUGAAAGAGUAAUAAGUUAAUUUUGUAUUGCAUGUGUCGAAACUGCAAAACAAAGAAACAGAAAUGAGGUGAACAUAAACCAUUGUACACACAAUUCAACAGACAGCAAACAACAAACAAAGUGGAAAUGUACACAAAAGUACUAUAUGUGAAAUUGUGAACUAAACUAUCGGCCAUUAAGUGUUUAAGUACUUUCAAAAUGUUACUUUUAGUGAGAGGAGGGAGUCAGCACUAUUACGAUUGACUUACAUUUUCAAUGCAGCUGUUGUAAUGAUUGUCCACUCUAUGUUAGUCAGUGAAUUGUUAAUUUUUUUUAUAAAAAUUAUUAUACACACAUUUAACAAAAUAUUUUACACAUAUUUAAUUUUAGGAACUAUUAUUAAAUAUGUUCUAAUGUGUUUAAUAUGCUGCAUGGCAUUGGUGCUUUAGUGUUAAUGACUUUAUUAAUGAGUGUAUUAACAUAUUUUAUUGAUCGUAAGUUUUUUCAAUAUAUUUCUGUCCAAAUGAUUCAAUUUACCUGAGUUCUACAGUAUUUUUAGCACUAAUAUUGAACUAUGCAAUUUAUUAAAUUAAGUUUAAGUUUCAAAAUUUUCAAUUGUUAGGCUGUUCCAUUGUUGCCUAAAGUAAUUUUAGCAAACAUACAGGACACCUUUCUUAAGAUUGUAUGUUUCUGACUAUAUUUACAAAUGCCUCUGUGAAUGUAAUUUACAAAAUCAUGUGAUUUUAGCUAACCAAUCAAAUGUCACCUAUCACCAUGAUUUGCAUACUUUUUAAUUGAUUGAUUUCAUAUCUAUAUAUAUAUAUACAGUAUAUACAGCACAUUUUAUGUAUCUUUAUAACCAAUAAAUGAAUAAUUAUCAGUAUAUUUAAA
Molecule: messenger RNA, 4093 nt
Organism: Saccoglossus kowalevskii
Lineage: Eukaryota; Metazoa; Hemichordata; Enteropneusta; Harrimaniidae
Product: F-spondin-like protein
Biological process (GO): cell adhesion
Cellular component (GO): extracellular matrix
Source: RefSeq, marked provisional